CAGCUGCACAGCUUGUUCGAUUAAUUCCCUCUCAGGUCCAAUUCCUCGUAAGUUGCUAUUAUAGAACGAUGAAAAUUACCUUUCGUACAAAUCUUACCGAAAGAUACUUCCAGCCCAAAAUCUUUGGGUGUUACUUUUUCAGACUCCCUGCCAGUCUUUCUGAUUUAGAGCUGCCUUACUGUUAACCUGAUUCUUGCCUUGGUCGUCAAAAGAUGAUCGAGUCGGCAAGCUGGCUCCCGCCAACAUAGCCGAUAGCUCUGUAGAUCGACAAGGCGACACACCACAAGAGGGUCUCCAUGAUUACCCCCCUUACUAGCGAGCUCUUUGAGAAACGAUACGAACGUGACCUACUUGAGGAGAAAGAUCUGUUUAACUGUUGCACGCAAAUAUACUUUUACGAAGUUAUGAUACACACGGAUAAAUCAAAGGAAUUCCUCUACCCAUUGAUGCAGAGUUCACUCAGGUUUAUUGGCAUCUGGGGCUACUUCAGCUGAUUGACAACAAUCUGUAGCUGGUUUCUUCAUCUAUCCUUGCAUCAUGAGUUUUAGGCGUCAAAAGCGAUUCUUCUAUUUGCUUAUUAUAGGAACAGCCUUUCUUUUCCUGAUUUACAUCACUGGCUAUACUCCUGUUCUCUUCGGUAGCGAUCCACAUGUAAAACGUCCACAUAUUCGAUUUGAGGAUGUGGCUGAUCAGAUUGAUCAUCGAAAGCCAAGGAUCAUGAUCAACUGGAUUGGGCGCAUGGGCAACCAUCUGUUUGAGUAUGCCUGUCUUUUGGGCAUAGCCAAGUGGAACAAUAUGACACCAAUAAUUUCACCCACUGUUGAUAUUCUUGAUGUCUUUAACUUGCCUGCUCCACAGGGAUCUCUGUCUCUUCUUCGAGAUCCUAUCAAUUACUUUUAUCCAGUUGCAGCCAAGUUUGACAAUGCAACAAUGCAUCUUCAGCAAAGGGAUUAUUAUCUUACAGGCUACCGUCAGUCCUGGAAAUACUUUGAACAUGUUAAAGAGGAUCUUUUGAACAAUCACUUUGUGUUUCAUGAGCCCAUUUUGGCUACUGCUAUGUCCUAUAUAAAUGCAGCACGUAAGGAGAAGAAUAAACCUGAUGCUGUUAUUGUUGGGGUGCAUGUUAGGCGAGGCGAUUUUGUGCGGCAGCGUAUCAAAGGAUUUACUGUUGCUCCAAUCCCAUUUUACUUCAAGACUAUGAAUUAUUUUCGAAGAAAGUACCCGAAUGUUCUCUUUAUUAUCUGCACCAAUGACUAUUUUUGGGCACUGGAUAAUCUGGACCAUGGACCUGAUGUAUUUUAUUCCACUAACACAGAUGGUGCUGUUGAUCUUGCAAUUAUGGCAAACUGCGAUCAUAUGAUCAUUACAUCUGGGACAUAUUCCUGGUGGGCAGGGUAUCUAGUGAGAGGGGAAGUAAUAUAUUACAAAGGCUAUCCUGAGCCAAAUACAAUAAUAGGUAAUCAGACUGUGAGGGAAGAUUAUUACCCACCCAACUGGAUAGGGAUGUAGAUGUGCUUUUUUAUGUUAGAUUAUUUGCAAACAUCACAUUAUCAUGAGCAGUAUUCUUUAAGUCAUUUUAGUAAAUAUUUCAAAUGUGAUCAGUCCAAAGCAUAAGAACAAUAUUAUUUAAGGAGUACAUAAAGUGCAACUUUUUGCAAAGCACAGUCAAUAUCAGAAUUGCAAAUUUUCCAAAAUCUUUUGUUGUUUGAGUAGUACUGUUGAGUGCUGGGAGCACUUGCAUGCACUAUUUGUUUUGUGGAUCAGGUGAUGAAGGCAAAAGUCAUCUACAACUUGCAUUUAUGUUUUAAUGUUUUAUGAACUUUUGCAACAUCAUACUUUUGUGGAUAUGUUUCUGUUCAUCAAGGUAUUGUUAGUUCAGCCUUAUAGAUCAGAUGAUGAAGGCAAAAGUCAUCUACAACUUGUGUUGAUGUUUUAAUGUUUUAUGACCUUUUGAAACAUCAUAUUUUUGUGGAUAUGUUUCUAUUCAUCAAGGUAUUGUUACUUCAGCCUUGUAUUCACAUAUUACUGAAAGACUUUUAAGUAAAAAAGCGAAGAUCAGGGUUAGUAAGUGCUCAUGAAAGUAGAAGAGAAGAGGCACAGACUGCACAUGAACUGGACUGCUGGCAGUCUACUAAGGUCACUGCUUAGCCUUUAGCAAAGUGCUAAGCAGUCAGUUGAGCCUUUCCAAAGCCAACAUCAGGAACCAUAGCAGUUGAGUAUAAAGUGCACUAAAAAUCUUGAUUUAAAAAAAUAUUUACCUUGAGUAUGUUGUUUAAUUUUUUACUUUUUUUAAUUUUCGUGUUAGCAUAAGUUGUCAACUUUCUCUCCUGCUUAGAGGCAAUAAACCCAAACACUACAGACCUUAAAGCUUGAGAAUUUUUUUUUUUACCUCUGUGAACACAAAAGCUCAAUUCUUCUGUGUUACCAGUAAAACCAGAAAUUUGUUCAAUAAAGCCAUGUUCUAGGAGAUAACAUGAAAAGUUUGACUGCAUUUUCAGAUCUCUUUCAUCCCACGGGACAAAUGACAGGUCUGUGCACACUUAAAUAUUGCACAUUUAGCUGUAAUGGCUUUCUGUGACAAUUUAGCUGAAGAAUUUCUUUCACGUUAAAUACACUUGUAUGUCUAGCUGUACUUGUGUGGACAGUAGGUAAGCAUGAAAAAAAUUUUGGAUAAUAACAGUAAUAACCAGUAACGUUUACAUUAAAUGUGACAUGCACUGAGCACCCAAAACUGUUUGGAUGUUAGCAGCAAGACUGGCAUGUGAACUUCAGGUUUAUGGGAUGCAUAUGUAAGAUUCUUUCUCCAAUAAAGUCCUUUGAUUUUAAUUAAGAGUGUGCAGUGCUAAGUUUAAAACGUUUUGAAAAUAAAAUUCAAUUGAUAAAAUUUUA
Messenger RNA from Pomacea canaliculata, 2889 nucleotides. Its product is annotated as galactoside 2-alpha-L-fucosyltransferase 2-like. Gene Ontology annotation, biological process: carbohydrate metabolic process. The transcript has 3 exons. Bases 538 to 1509 code for a protein of 323 amino acids. Gene Ontology annotation, molecular function: galactoside 2-alpha-L-fucosyltransferase activity. Gene Ontology annotation, cellular component: membrane. NCBI's taxonomy places the organism in Eukaryota, Metazoa, Mollusca, Gastropoda, Architaenioglossa, Ampullariidae. The record is from RefSeq and is a predicted model, not a curated record.